This is a messenger RNA of Drosophila ficusphila, 1810 nucleotides long. Its product is annotated as maltase 1. The transcript is spliced from 3 exons. The coding region runs from base 25 to 1773 and encodes 582 amino acids. Gene Ontology annotation, biological process: carbohydrate metabolic process. The record is from RefSeq and is a predicted model, not a curated record. NCBI's taxonomy places the organism in Eukaryota, Metazoa, Arthropoda, Insecta, Diptera, Drosophilidae.
AAACAAGUUUGUUGGUUGACCGCGAUGGAUGUGGUGAAAAUAGCUUUCGUAUUGUGGUUGGGAUUGGUUGGCAUUCUGGCCCACAAGUCAAAGGAGCAGGAUGCAAAGUACAAUUGGUGGCAGCACGAGGUGUUCUACCAGAUAUAUCCGAGGUCGUUUCAGGACAGCAAUGGCGAUGGAAUCGGAGAUCUCCAAGGAAUAACUUCAAGGUUGCAGUAUUUUAAGGACACUGGCAUCACAGCUGUGUGGUUGAGUCCUAUUUAUGAGUCACCCAUGGUGGACUUUGGAUACGAUAUAUCAAACUACACCAAUAUUCAGCCGGAAUAUGGAACCUUGGAGGAUUUCGACGCCCUUAUAGCCAAGGCUAAUGAGCUGGGUGUUAAAGUCAUCCUUGACUUUGUUCCCAAUCACAGCUCGAAUAAGCAUCCUUGGUUCAUAAAAUCUGUGGCCAGAGAGCCAGGAUACGAGGAUUUCUAUGUGUGGGAGAAUGGCACUCUCCUGGAGAACGGAACUCGAGUUCCUCCCAACAAUUGGUUGUCGGUAUUCUCAGGAUCCGCUUGGAUGUGGAACGAUGAGAGGCAGCAGUACUACUUGAGGCAGUUUACUUAUGGACAACCCGAUCUGAACUACCGAAACCCGGCCGUAGUUAAGGCGAUGGAUGAUGUGAUGCUCUUCUGGUUGAAUAAGGGCAUUGCCGGAUUCCGCAUCGAUGCCAUUAUCUAUAUUUAUGAGGAUGCUCAACUGAGGGAUGAACCUCCAAGUGGAACCACCGAUGAUACGAACAAUGAGGCUUAUCUAAGUCACAUUUACACCAGAAAUCAACCUGAAGAUUACGGAUUACUUCAACACUGGCGGCAACUUUGUGAUAACUACUCUGCCACCCACGAAGGACCUCUGAGGAUAAUGAUGACCGAGGGAUAUGCUUCAAUUUCCCAAUUAAUGGAGUACUACGAGGAUGCAAAUGGAGUUCUGGGACCCGAGUUUCCCUUUAACUUUGACUUCAUCACCGAGCUGAAUGAAAACUCCACAGCUGCAGAUUUCGUGUUCUACAUCUCCAGGUGGCUCAUCUAUAUGCCACAUGGUCAUGUGGCCAACUGGGUGAUGGGAAAUCACGACAAUCCUCGAGUGGCUUCUCGAUUUGGUGAGAAAUCGGUGGAUGGCAUGAAUAUGUUGCUGAUGACUCUGCCAGGAAUUGCCAUUACCUAUAAUGGUGAGGAGUUGGGCAUGACCGAUUACAGGGACAUCACCUGGAGCGAUACUGUGGAUCAGCCAGCCUGCGAAGCUGGAAUCAACAACUACAAGUGGGUUUCUAGGGAUCCAGAGCGUACUCCCAUGCAAUGGAGUAGCGAUCUGAAUGCAGGGUUCUCAACCUCCAAUCAAACCUGGCUGCCUGUCAAUCCCAACUACCAGGAGCUCAAUCUUCGCAACCAGCAGCUGGCAAGAAAAAGUCAUUACAAGAUCUAUCAGUCCCUUCUGAAGUUGAGACAACUGCCUGUUCUGAAGAAUGGAUCCUUUGUUCCCGAAGUUGUGAAUCGCAGGGUGUUCGCAUUCAAGCGUGAACUGAAGGGCGAGUACAGCCUGCUGACCAUCCUUAACGUGAAGAACCGCACAGAAGUGGUGGACAUCAGCGACUUUGUGGAUCAGCCCAAUCGGUUGCACGUCCUUGUGGCAGGAGUGGACUCAGAGCACCGAGUGGGGGAAAGGCUGAAGGUCGAGGCCAUCGAGUUGGCCCCCUUUGAGGGCUUGGUCAUCCAGCUGAACAAGCGAAAGUAACUCUACUUGGUAUUCAACAUUAAAGUACGAGAAAACA